AUGUCCUUCUCUGUCGUCAUAUUGCCUUUGACUGUCACGGCUGGCCGAGCAGGUGAUCCUGUGCCACAAGCAGCAGCGCUAGCAGGGAAUAUGGGGGAUGUCACCAGCUCUCCUGCAGUUACCAAGGAGCUCCUUUCUGCGGAAAAUCAGUACAAUGUCCAAAACAUUAUGAAUGACCUCACGUACUUGCUCCACGCCCUGACAAGCCAGGAGUUCAAGAAUUUAGUCAACGGAACCUCCAAGAUGCUGGCUCCGGAUUUUGUUUCCAGCUUACUCGGCGAGCUUCCCAGUUUCUUGGACAGGCCAAACCCCUUACGUCUUUAA
Molecule: messenger RNA, 324 nt
Organism: Aspergillus bombycis
Lineage: Eukaryota; Fungi; Ascomycota; Eurotiomycetes; Eurotiales; Aspergillaceae
Exons: 2
Coding region: 1-324 (107 amino acids)
Source: RefSeq, a predicted model, not a curated record